AUGGCUUCUGCUGCCCCUCGCCGUAGAAAGCUUAUCGGCCAACGUCGCCGUGUUGAGGACGAGGGUGAAGACGAGGGUGGCCUGGAGGGCCUCGACCUCGAUGACGACUCAAUCACCGACGGAUCUUUAACCGACGACAACGAUCCCGCUGACGAUAGCGAUACAAGCAACAUUGACGAAGCCUCCCCCACGUCCCCGAAUGCGAGAAGGAAGGUCAAUGGCGCUACUAAGCACGCUGGCCACGGCCACAAGUCGGUGCCCGGCUCCGGCUCCGGCCAGAAUGGCAAGCCUGUGACGGACACGGAUAUAAUGCUUCAUGGCUUGUCCAUUGCAGAUGAGGCACCUCCCGUCCAGGAGAUGCACUUUGAUGAAGUCGUUGCUCCAUCGCCUAGCAAAUCCCCCGCUGCUCCUAUAGUUGUCAGCUCUGCCUCCGCUAGAGCACCUGCUGCUCCUGGGAAUCGACGUCGGCAAGAGCAUGAGGACUACAAGAAAAAGAGGGACGAGGAUCCAGCCUUUGUCCCCAACCGAGGCGCCUUUUUCAUGCAUGACCACAGACACGCUGGCCCUGCAGCAAAUGGCUUUCGUCCUUUUGGAAGAGGAAGAGGUAGAGGCGGCCGUGGUGGCAUUGGGGGGCCGUUUGCUCCUAUCAAUCAAUUGCACCAACCGGGAGAUCCUACGACCAAUUCUCCAUGGACACAUGACAUGCACGAAACGGUUGUAGAACCACCGCUGCCAGUACGACCCCGUCAUAUGACAGAGGAGGAGGGUCCUGCCAACGGAAAUGGUUUCAUCCCAACUUGUGAUCCAAACCCCACGCCCAUCAACCGGACUCUAUCCACCGAGAAACACAUUGGCAACGCCCAGGUUCGGGUAUCCCUUCCCGAUAUGAAGGCUCCCGUCAUUAUUCCACGUCUUGCUGUAAAGCAAUACACCAAACUGCCCGACCACCGACCACCUCUGCGUAGGGACAAGCCUGUCCGUAUUUCGCUCCCCGACAACAAUCCUCGAUAUAUCUAUCCCGCUGCUGAUAGGUCCUUCAUCUUCAUACCCAGGGCAAUGCGACCUAAUCAGCAGCGUAUGCGAGGAAAGCCUCGUCCUGGUUUUGGCUCUAUGGGCGGUUUCUCGAGACGAACAAGUGUAUUCGGUGGCAGUUAUUACGGAAGCGUUUAUUCGCCUAGCGUGGCUAUGAGCAGACGGUCUUCUAUCGUGGAUCGUGAUUAUAUGUUCUCUCCCACAGGUUCUGUCAUCUCACGACCACCGAUCCCGGUCGAGAAUGCCCGGCCUGUUGUUCGACUGCCUCCUGCUCCUCGACCGGAUAUGCCUUUGAACGCAAUGGCUCCUCCUAUGGCUCCUCCUAUGGCUCCACCAGGUCCCGGUUAUGGGCCAGUCGAUCCUGCUUAUGCGGUCGAGAGACCCCCAGUCCCAGAUGCAUCGAUUAACGAUCUGCCUCCCCCUCAGACGUUCCCCCUCCCACAGAAACCUGCUUUCCAGGAGAACCGGCCCACAUCGGCGCUGCCCAUGCAUCAACCCCGUCCUCAGAAGAACAUAUCUGUUGCCGAUAUCGAGUCUCCAACCUUGACACAAGGUCCUCAAGCUUAUCAGCAAGCUUUUCAUCAGCAAGUGCCUAUUCAGAUGGCCAAUGGCCUAUCCCAGGAGUCACAUGCACGUCAGCCAUCAUACCCGUCCCAGCACUCUACUGGGACACCACUCUCUCAAAUUCCGGAAAGAGCCAUUCAUGCUGCACCAUUUCAGCCCAAUACCUAUGGCCAGCAGUCCUUUUACAAUCAACAGCCUUACCAGGCGCAGCCUCAGCAAGGAUACUAUUACCCGCCUAACUACAAUAACCCUGGUAUGGGACCGGCAAGUGCAGGACCUGCUUUCGUGCCCGGCCAGUCAGGCCCUCCUGGCAGUUUCACUCCCCAGAACCAGCCAGAGCAGCCUGUUAUGCCCAGCAAUGGACCACCUCCACCAGGUUCCAAUUUGGUAGCUCAAGAGGUGAACGGAAUGGUCUACUACUACGACGCCUCCCAGUUGCCCCCUGUUAACAACUAUUCUGCAUACUCUGCGCCUCAGAGCUACCAGCCUAGUGUGAUGGGCAUGGGCGGCAUGGUCACACCCAGCCCGGAUGGUUUUUACUACCCCCAACAAGCAUCCGGCAUGGUCUACUAUCCUCAGUAG
Messenger RNA from Fusarium coffeatum, 2178 nucleotides. RefSeq lists its product as uncharacterized. The transcript has 2 exons. Gene Ontology annotation, molecular function: mRNA binding. Gene Ontology annotation, biological process: mRNA processing. Bases 1 to 2178 code for a protein of 725 amino acids. Lineage: Eukaryota; Fungi; Ascomycota; Sordariomycetes; Hypocreales; Nectriaceae. Gene Ontology annotation, cellular component: exon-exon junction complex. The record is from RefSeq and is a predicted model, not a curated record.